Messenger RNA from Ceratosolen solmsi marchali, 3227 nucleotides. RefSeq lists its product as uncharacterized. The record is from RefSeq and is a predicted model, not a curated record. Lineage: Eukaryota; Metazoa; Arthropoda; Insecta; Hymenoptera; Agaonidae. The coding region runs from base 71 to 3217 and encodes 1048 amino acids. The transcript is spliced from 10 exons.
AGGAAAAAACUCGUGACAUAGUGGCGGCCUCGGAUCACGUGCGACGCGGGUCGCGCGAAUCUUAAAUGUCAUGGGAAAGGUGACGAUGAGGAUGUAUGAUUCGGAGGAAUCCCAUGAGCGAAUUAAGAAGAAAAAACGUAAGAAGGAUCUCGAGGAGCUAAGACGUAAUGCCCUCGCUGCAAAACGCAACAUGCUAAGUAGACCAGCAGAUUUGAAAAAAUCAAAAACAAGUUUGAUGAAGUGCCUCAAUGAAUUUGCUGCAAAGAGGGCUGAAAUAGAAAAUGUAGUUCAAAGUCAAGAUUCAUUGAUUAAAAAAACAAAAAUCAUUAGUGAGACAAUAUUACCAGAACCACUCAAUACGAAAGGAUUUUUUCUAGGAGGCGUAAAAGGAAAGCUGUUAACACGCCCCUCUGAUUCACAAAAGAAAAUAAAAGAUGCCAUAUUACAUAGCGAUGCCUUAAAACUUUUACAAAGUGGCGGUUACAACUAUAGUGUACCAGAUGAAAAGGAAAAACAUACUACAGAAAAUAAUGUAGAUUCACAAACUAAAAUGAAUAUUGCAAAAUUUUUUGAAGAUUCUUCAGAAAGUAGUUCUUGUACAGAUGAUUCUAGAUCAAUUAAAAAUGUAGUCAAGUCUAGUCCUAUAUUAGGAGGCAUAAAAAGGAAAGUGAGGCUGGUUAAAUUAGAUGGCGAUACAAGAGCUAAAAAUUUUUCUUCCAAGAAAUACCAAUCCCCUGUAAUAAAACCCUUUGCAAAAGAAGAAAAAUGCAAAAGGCGAUUAUUUGAAGAUGAAAAUAUUGGUGUAAAUAGUAGAAAUUCUGAAUAUAAUAAUGAUCAUUUUGAUAACAUUGCUCCUAUAAGAUUUUCUCCCAGAAAAUCAACACCUGAAAAUGUUAUUUUUUUUACUGAUCAGAUACCACAUAAGGAUGUAGAUAAUAGACUAAAUAACAAAAAUAAUAAUCAUAAAAUUAAUCCCUUAAAUCCAAAAUUAAUUAAGUGCUAUGUACAAAUAUGUAAAAUGAUUGCUGAAAAGGAUCUUAAAAAUAUUUUUUGCCAUAAUGUCAAAGAUCCAAUGGAAAUUACAAAAGCUGCUUUAAGAAAUACUUAUGCAAAUGCAUUUAAAGAGUAUAUUCACCAACAAAAAACCUCUGUAUGUGAGGAAAGCUCGCACUCAGUAAAUAGGACCACUAUUUCUGAUAAUUCAAAAAUAAUGUUAGAGCCCGAUUCUGCAAUAGCCAGAAUUUUGAAGAAAAAUUCUGAAUUGAAAAUAAAAGAUCCAAUAUGGAUUUCAGAAAAUAAUUCAGAUGUAUCCACAAAUUUUGAUGAUUUAAGAACUAAUUUUUCCACAUCAUUGUUCACUAUUGAAAACAAUCUGAAAAGAAAACAUGUUUGUUCAUCAAAGGGUGAACAAAGUGAUGCUGAAAUUCCUUCGUCAAUUAAAGUAAACGCAGAUCCAGAGAGUGCAAGAACGGAAUUGAAAAUGGAUUGCAUUCAUCCAGAAAGACAAGAACUUAUUGCUCGGUACUUGAAAGAUGUUGAUACAAAUAACACGCAUGAGAAAGAAAGAAGUAUUUUUGAUAUUCAGAGAAAUUGUGGAAAGGAAUUUAAUAAUCAUAAAUUGGAAAAGGACAAACUUUAUGUAAAUGAUAAUGUUAAAAGUUCAUUUUUAAUACAUAAGAAUACAAAGCAUAUUCCAGCUAUAUUAAGAAAAAAUCGCGCUUUAGUGGAUUGCAUAAGUAGAGACAAAAUUUUACUUAGUAUAGAAAAGUAUCCAAAAAUUGGAGAUCCAGUGAAUAAGCCAUCCUUAUUAGAUUUUGAUUCGGAUAGUAGCUUAAAGAGCGAACGUACUCCAAAUUGUGGAAAUUCAACUUCUAAUCAAUUGAUGGAAGCUCCAAAGUGUAAAUAUAUGUACAUGAAUGCCAAAUAUAAUCAGCCAUCAAGGAUAAAUAUUCCAUUAAUGCAGAACAAAAGAUUUCAAAGAAAUGUUGCACCAGAAAGACACUUAUUCCCAUCGCCAAAUAAUGUUGAGAAGCAUUUUGUUGUUAAUCAAACUUUUGAAUUGUCUCCAUUGAAGGAACAAUUACAUUUCGCCGAUAUUAAACAAGAUUUUCAUAGAUGUCGAUUGUCACAAGAAAGUUCUGAACAAGACAAUAAAUGCAUGACUCGUAUGACAAGUUUUGGUGAUAUUCAAGAAAGAGCAAAUCGUUUGACUCUCUGCUCGAGUCAAAAUUGUUCCCAAGAAAGUAUGGAGCGUAUGUAUUCUUCCCAAGAGGAACGUUAUAAUUUACAACCUAAUUAUUAUUAUCAACAAAAUGAUAACUCGAAAAAUCAUAUGGAUUACAAUAAUCGAACGUGUAUAGCAUAUAAUAAAAUACCUUCAUCGCAGAGCUUCAGUAUUGCAUUAAAACCAAACUAUGAUGGUCAUUCACACAAUGUAAAAAAGUGCAAUGAACAAGCAUCCUGUAUGUCCGCAAAUGAUUUUCAAAUUCUCCAGCCGAAAGAUUAUAUCUUCAAGAGGACCGAAAAUUCCAAUUGUUGUUUAACAAAUGAUUGCCAGAUGUGUAGAAAACAAUUAAAUCAACGGCAUAAUCAAGGAUCUUUGAUGAAUUCCUUGCCAUUACAACAACAAAAUGUAUGUCAACCAGUAAAGUUUAUUGCCAUUGAGGAAAAUAGAGUACCUCAAAGACGUCCAAUUUAUAAUGCAAAUGAUGCCAAUUCUUGUCCAUUUAUACAUAAGCCAAGCAUUCCAAGCCACCAAUUCAAUCAAAUAAUAAAGCCCUGCUUUACAAGCGAAAUAUUAAAUCAGGAGCAAUGUUUAAUGCCUUCAAUUCAAUUACAUUCUCAAGGAGCACCUCAAUCCAUUAUUAGUUCCGAUUUUAAAUAUGACAAUAUUCAUAAAGUCGGCAACAUAACUGCUUCAAAUGCACAAAAAUUGUCUAAUUUAAAUAACGAAUUUUUCAAAUUAAGCAGGAAUUCAAUUCAUUUUGCUCCUAAUAGCAUAUCAAAUCAAACACUUAUUACUCAGCACAAUAUGCCCAUUCAUUCGGCUGUUGGUAAUAAAAAGUACAUUGGACAGCACAUGCAAAAGCAAUUUCCAUCUUCUUUAUACUCGCAGGUCGGGUAUCAACCGAAUCAUUAUAAUAAUAAUGAGGAUUAUAAGAUAAAUGAUGAUUACCAGAAUCAAAUGAAUCAUUUUAUACAUUCCAACAGGCCGUGAAAUAAAAAGA